This is a messenger RNA of Engraulis encrasicolus (European anchovy), 897 nucleotides long. Its product is annotated as transcription factor HES-5-like. The record is from RefSeq and is a predicted model, not a curated record. Gene Ontology annotation, cellular component: nucleus. The coding region runs from base 23 to 517 and encodes 164 amino acids. Gene Ontology annotation, molecular function: DNA-binding transcription factor activity, RNA polymerase II-specific; protein dimerization activity; RNA polymerase II cis-regulatory region sequence-specific DNA binding. NCBI's taxonomy places the organism in Eukaryota, Metazoa, Chordata, Actinopteri, Clupeiformes, Engraulidae. The transcript has 2 exons. Gene Ontology annotation, biological process: anterior/posterior pattern specification; regulation of neurogenesis; regulation of transcription by RNA polymerase II.
GAGAUCAACUACAGCUGCAGCUAUGGCGCCUACAAUCACCUCUACAGCAGAUCACCCAAAGGACUACAUGAGUCUUUCCCACAAGGUGAGAAAACCGAUUGUGGAGAAGCUGCGCAGAGAUCGCAUCAACAACAGCAUUGAGGAACUCAAGGCUCUCCUGGGUCCACAGCUCCAGAACCAGCAGCCCGAGUCCAAGCUGGAGAAAGCUGACAUCCUGGAGAUGACCGUUUGCCUCCUGAGAAAAAAGCUUCAGCAGAAGACUCUGCCCUUCUCCAAUGUCGUUGCAGCAGGCCAGAGAUUCUCCAUGUGCCCUCAGAAGAUUCCAGUUUUCCCAUCUAAAGAGGAGCUUCAGGGGCGGUUUAGUGGAGCAAUGCUGAACCACUUCCAGAUCCUGAAAACAUCCUCGGAUGAAGACACUGUGGUGGCGUCAGUCCUGCCUCAACAGAACGUGCUGAAUCAGCACAAUGUCAACCAAGAGAAGAUUCCAGCCAACAGCGCCCCCUGGAGGCCCUGGUAGACAACUUCAGUUCGAGUUUUGUAUGACCACAUUGGUCAACUCUGAAAAAAAGUGUGGACACUUGUUUUCCUUUGGAAAGAAAAGACAUUUGGUUGUUAUCAACUGCAAGUGAUAACUGAUGUUAUCUUAAUACGUUUUGAAUUUCCUGAGAGGAAGGGGUAUUUGCAAGUCUUUGCAAAUGCAAUGUCUUCAGUGAAGACCAAAUGAAAAACUUUUAAAGAUUUUUUUAACAUAUUGAAUUCAUGUUGUAUACAUAGGAGUAGAUUCAAUAUUUGAAUCAUCCAUAGUUUGGAAGAUUGCCCUGGUUGUGCAUGGCAGUGCUUCUUGACAUGUCAAACUUACUUCACUGUAUCAUUGAAAUAUUAUUAUGCUUAACUUGU